Messenger RNA from Cuscuta campestris, 2259 nucleotides. Lineage: Eukaryota; Viridiplantae; Streptophyta; Magnoliopsida; Solanales; Convolvulaceae. The record is from the annotation of a GenBank genome assembly.
AUGAAACCCUGCUCUGCAUUAUUUUUUUGCCUUUUCUGUUAUUUGAUUUAUUCUUUUCACUGAUUUUGACUGUUUUGCUCAAAUACAUUAUGUUUUCAUUGUUUUUUCCUAUCAAAUGUAAUUUGAAAUUUAUAAGUUUUUCCUCCUGAUCAGUUCAACAUAUCUGCAGAUAUAGGUUCAAGGAUCAUGGAUCAUUCGUUGAGCACGCUUCCUAGAUUCGAGCUGGGGAAAGAGAUCAUUCUUACCACAUUAAAACAACCACUGGAUAAUGCAGAGAGCUCGAAAGAUGAAUCUUUACCUCUCGAUGUCACAAAUGCCCCUUCAACUGGUAUCGGUACUAAUGCUUCUACGCCAGAAUCUGAUCCUGUGAUCAAGUACCUUAACCAAAUACUGCUUGAGGAUGAUGAGAAUGACCAGAGCACAUCAUAUGAUCCCAUUGCACUUCGAGCUGCUGAGGAUUCCUUUUAUGAAGCUCUACAUCAGAACCCAUCACCCUCUAAUCCAGAACCUGUUCUUUUCAACAACAAUUCUGAGCGCUCCAGUGAUUAUAGGACAAAUGGAAGCACCAUUAGUGUGAGAGGUAAGGAGGAAGGAACAAGGUUCUUUCCGGCUUGUAGUCAGUUGGUUCUUGAUACAGGUAAGGCUAAAGGAAAGAAGCAUCACUUCCAAGAUGAUGAUUGUGAGCCAAGGGAAGAAAGGAGCAGUAAGCAUUCCGCAGUUUAUGAGGAUGCAGUUGAGUUAUCAGAGGUGUUUGAUAAGGUUUUUCUGUGCACUGACAAUAUGGAUUCUCCACCUGGAGUUCGAAAGGGUACCCAAUGGAAAGGGCGGGGUAAUGGGAGAAGACAUUCAAAGAACCGAGGAGACAGUUGUGAAGUUGUCGAUCUACAUUCUCUUUUAGUCAGCUGUGCACAAUCUAUUGCUUCUGUUGAUCACGGGACGACAAAAGAGCUAUUGAAGGAGAUCAGGCAGAACUCGUCACCUACUGGCAAUGCAUACCAAAGGAUGGCUCAUGCAUUUGCAAAUGCUCUUGAGGCUCGGCUUAAUGGAACUGGUACACAACUAUAUAUGGCCUUAACAUGGAAUAAAGAGUUCGUUUGCGAGUUGUUAAAAACCCACCUUACAUCUUGGCCUGUCAUGAGGGUUUCGAUUUUCUUUGCGAAUAAAAUGAUCUACAACGUGGCGUCGAAAGGCAACUCACUGCAUGUAAUAGAUUUUGGCAUUAAUUAUGGUAUCCAGUGGCCCACUCUUAUCCGGGAUCUUUCACAAAGACCCGGUGGUCCACCUAAACUUCGAAUAACUGGUAUUGAGCUUCCCCAACCUGGUUUUCGUCCGGCACAAAUGGUAGAAGAGACUGGUUGUCGCUUGGCGAAAUACUGCAAGCGUUUUGGCGUGCCAUUCCGGUACAAUGCCAUAACAAGCAAUGACUGGGAGACAAUUAAGAUUGAUAACCUGAAGAUUAUAAGUGGUGAGGUGGUUGUUGUUAACUGUCUGUUUCGAUUCCGAUACCUAUUGGAUGAGAGAGCAUUAGUUUCGCGCAGCCCCAAGGAUGAUGUUCUAAACUUAAUCAGGGAAGCAAAUCCUCAUUUAUACGUGCAAUCUACAAUGGUAGGAUCCUACAACUCUCAUUUCUUUCUAACUCGGUUCCGGGAGGCCCUCUGCUUCUACUCUGAUCUCUUUGAUUUGUCUGAUGCGACUUUACACCACCGUGAUAGAGUGAAUUUCGAGCAACGAUUUGUCUGGCGUCACAUUGUGAACAUCAUUGCAUGUGAGGGCGCAGAAAGAGUGGAGAGGCCUGAAACAUACAAGCAGUGGCAAUCGCGCAUUAUGAGGGCUGGGUUCAAGCCUCUCCCCUUGAACCCAGAACUGGUGAAGGAGUUGAGAGGCAAGAUGAAGGCAGGAUAUCACAAAGAUUUCCUGUUUGAUGAAGAUGGUCCUUGGAUACUGCAUGGAUGGAAAGGUCGGUUUCUUUGUGGUAGUGCUUGCUGGGUACCUGCGCAGCAAACGCACAAACUACGAUAGAUAUAGAUAUAUCACUCUAUGCAACACAAGCUCUUUUUGAGUUAACAAAGUCUUCUCCAUCGUCUUGUCGUCUGUAUCAAUGCCAGAUCUUCACUCAUUAGCUAGCUUUUGUGGACGAAGCAAGAAGACUUGACUAAGGAUAGCACAGGAUCUCGACCCAGACCUAUUCUUAAGGAUAUGGGUCCAAUGUUUUUAGACUUAAUGGAUACAAGUCGGAUAUGGGUUCAAGCUCAACGAUUG